AUGUCCCCUCUCCCAUCGGCCGCCCCACGGGGCCCAGGUCUGGGCUCUGUAGGGACCCGCUGCGCCGCUGGGAGCUCGGGGAGACUUGAAGGCUGUCGGGGUGGGGGCGGGGAGGCUGGCCGGGAUACUGAGGCGGAGAGCAGCUCUGCGGGGAUGUGCUUGGCAUAUAUGGAAAGCCAGUUCCAUACGGUGAAGAAAUAUGAAAAUGCUGAUGGCAGCACAGACUAUGGCGUCUUCCAGAUCAACCGCCACUAUUCGCACAGUCACUCCAAAAACUACUGCUACAUGACCUGUUCUGAACGGCUGAGUAACUACAUCUUUCCAGGCAUUUUUUGUGUUAAGAAGAUCGUGUUGAGUUCUGGAAGAAUGGCCAACUGGAUAAAGUGGAGGAUACACUGCCAGGUUUGAGACCUGUCCUACUGGCUAACAGGGUGUCACUUCUGA
Molecule: messenger RNA, 444 nt
Organism: Phascolarctos cinereus (koala)
Lineage: Eukaryota; Metazoa; Chordata; Mammalia; Diprotodontia; Phascolarctidae
Source: RefSeq, a predicted model, not a curated record